Messenger RNA from Lathyrus oleraceus (garden pea), 2254 nucleotides. RefSeq lists its product as uncharacterized. Lineage: Eukaryota; Viridiplantae; Streptophyta; Magnoliopsida; Fabales; Fabaceae. Gene Ontology annotation, biological process: polyamine biosynthetic process. The transcript has a single exon. Bases 229 to 1644 code for a protein of 471 amino acids. The record is from RefSeq and is a predicted model, not a curated record.
AAUUGUUAAUGGAUUCAGAAUUGACGCUUGAGAUAGUAAUAUACUACAACUGGAUUCUCUGCAACCGUAAUUAAAAAAGAACCGGAAAUGAAAGAUAACCCAUCUCCUGCAACAAAAUACCCCUACUCCAUAAGUGCGCUUGCCUACCGGAAACACCCCCACGCGUUGGCUGCCGACCUCUCGAGGAGCCGAAUUUGAUCGUCUCAUGCUUUUUCUUUUCUGUUUGCGAUGGCCUUCGACGUAUCAACCUUUGAAACCCUAACCCCUUCUCGCUUUAUCUCCUUCACCAUACCCAACCCAUCCUCCUCUUCCCAUUCUCUCCUCCGAGUUGCUGUUCUUGACUCGCCACUCCAACCCACUCACCAACCCCGCAUUGCUGCUAUGUUAGUCCCACAAGACCGUGAAACUGAUUGGAUCUUCUCUACUAAAUCAGGUCAUCUCCAACUUCUCUUCACUUCUCCUCUAAUAUCCCGUUUCAUUUUGAUCGGUAACCAGCCUCAUUCUGAUUCCGAUUCUUUAAAUCAUAUUUACCACCGUCCGUUGAAUUGUUCAUUGAAUCAUCCAGGGUUUGAUUUUGAGGUCUGGUCAAAACCUCUUCUCCUUGCUUUGUCUCCUAAAUCUUUGUUUAAAAACGGUAUCCCUGAGAUACCGAUUUUGAGUUACGAAGAUAGCUUGCUUUCUAGUGUAGUAAUACAUCAAUGUAUUAGCUCUCAUGUUGGGGAAAUGUUGAUUGAAGAUGUCGAAAUUGAAACUCAGAGUGAAACUCAAAAUCAUGGUGGUUUUCAAAGAGAGUUUCGAAGGCGGUUGAGGUUCAAGAGGAUGCCUAAUCUGAUUCAAACAGAAGUGCUUAUUGUUCCAGAGCUGGGUUCUAGUUCGAAAAGUUUAUGCAUUGAAGAUGCAAAGUUUAUGCUUGAUCUUCGAAUUUUGGUUCACCCUUACUUGGCACCUAUGGUGGCUAGUCUUUCAAUAAUAAGUGAAUCUAUAGAUGGGCGAAUUCGAAAUGGGUUAAGACCAAAAGCUUUAUGCCUUGGGGUUGGAGGUGGGGCUUUGCUAACUUUUCUGGCAAUUCAAUUGGGUUUUGAGGUCAUCGGUGUUGAUAGUGAUAAGGAGGUUUUGAAGGUGGCAAAGAACUACUUUGGAUUGGAAGAAUCUGAAUUUGUCCAUGUUAUCCUUGGGGACGCGGUUAAAUAUAUGAAGAAACUUGCUUACCAUGGAAAACAACAAAGUAAGAGUUCUUUUGCUGAUGGUUUUGGUCACUUGGCGAAUGGUGAGGUAGCUCAUAAGUUUGAUGUUAUUAUGGUUGAUUUGGAUUCAAGCGAUAUAAGAGAUGGUAUAAGUUCUCCACCCCUGGAAUUUGUUAGAAAGAAUGUUCUACUUGCUGCAAAAUUAGUUCUUUCUGAACUUGGAAUUCUUGCAGUUAAUGUUAUUUCUCCAAGUCAGACAUUCUAUGACAAUUUGGUCAAUCAUUUUCAGAAAAUUUUCCAUGAUCUGUACAAGAUAGAUGUGGGGAAUGGUGAAAAUUUCAUUCUUAUUGCCACAGUAACACCUCAGGUGUUUUCUGUUGGGGAUUGUAGUAGCCCUUUUCUGUUGCAAUUGAAAUCAGUUAUUCCAAUAACAUACAUAAAUUCCAUAAGGAAGAUAUAAUGUCUCACUUGUUGAAGCAAAAGUGCUUUUAAAAAUCAUUCAUAUUUACUUUUUGCACAGCAAAACUAAUUGAAGAUGUAUUAGGAGUUUUGGUACAAUGAUGCAAGAUGAAGAAUGUUUUUAUCUGUAUCAUUGCUCUUAUGUAGAAAAGUUGCUUUAAGGCAAUUGACCAUACACUGUAGAAAAGCAGUAGUUUUUCUUGGAUAGAGAACAUUACAGUGAAAUUCGAUCUAUGCAGUCGACUCCACUUCACUAAAAUUUGAUUGAUUGAUGUUGUUAAUUUGCUGUAUUACGGUAAAUUUACUGUUUAUUAAGUGUUGCUCUCAACAUUGGUUGAUUUGAAAGUUGUACUAAUAGGGCCUUAUCAGAUGACAUGGGCUUGAGCAACAAAGGAUGAGCCUAGAGUAUGGAGAGUUUAUAUGAGGAGAAAUAAGAAAAGAGAGAAGGAUGAGAUAGCAGGGAGAGAAAGUGAGAAUUAGUGGGCGAGUGUGGUUCAGUUAUAUCUCUUAUGUAUUUCUGUGUUUCUGUGUAGAGCAUUACUCUUGUAGGUAGUAAACAUUUAUCUCUUAUGUAUUUCCCUUUUACCAUCAAUAAAGACAUACAUUCCAUA